Messenger RNA from Heterobasidion irregulare TC 32-1, 712 nucleotides. RefSeq names its product B mating type pheromone. Bases 70 to 201 code for a protein of 43 amino acids. Gene Ontology annotation, cellular component: membrane. The transcript is spliced from 2 exons. NCBI's taxonomy places the organism in Eukaryota, Fungi, Basidiomycota, Agaricomycetes, Russulales, Bondarzewiaceae. The record is from RefSeq and is a predicted model, not a curated record. Gene Ontology annotation, molecular function: mating pheromone activity.
GUUCUACGCUCGCACCUCCCCCCCAAAGUCCACAUCGCGGUUCACGCUAGUGAUCCUACAUACUUUGCAAUGGACUCUUUCUCAAGCAUCCUCUUUACCGCAACCUCUACCUCAGCCGAUGCCACUGAGGAACCACAGACACAGCUCCCCGUCGAUAACGAGCGAGGCGGCACCGUCUAUUCAUAUUGUGUCGUCGCAUAAUCGAUGAUUGAGCCUGAUCUGGCGUGUCUACGAGGAGUUCGUAGAUACCGUCACGACAUCUCAUCUUCGACUCUAGUUAUUCAUCUCCCACCGCCUCACUUUCACCCCCCCCCUUAUCCUCACGACCCGCUGACACCCACAUUCAUAAACCGCCUUCGUUCCAGGUGAUUCUCGCGACACACAACCUUCGAACAAUGUAUCCAUAUCUUUUCGUUUUCUUCUUCAAUACUGUCGUCAUACGGCACGCAGUACAACCACUCUUUGACGUUGACUUCUUUUUAUUUCACUCUUCUUGGAUUUUUUUCCUCCUCGCUGUCUGUACUUUCUAUUCAUUUCGCUCUGCUCUGCUUUCACGACUAGGCACGCCCUAUUGGUACACAACACUGUAUUCAUACGUAUUUUUUUUUAGCCAGGAUACGCUAUUCUCUUACACCAAUUUGGGUACUGGGGCACUAGCUAGAUUGUUCUUUUGGAGAUUCCUGAUUUUGGGAGUCGCUCUACUAACGGAGUA